CGUCGUUAUAUGAAUAAUGUUAUUCCACAUUCACAGUGGUAGUAUUGUUGGUACAUUACGAUGUAAUAUACCAAAACAAGGCGAGUAACCAUUCCGAAAGAAACCGAGGAAACCCGAUCGGGGCUGAAUGCGAUGUAAACAUUGCGUGUGUCGGUGGGCAAGCAUGACGUUGUGUGGACGUUUCUAGCUUUUCUUAAAACGGAGCUGAUCAGUGAGAGGAAUGGAACACUGUCAUCGAAUGUUCCCAAACACUAUUCGUAAGUUUAAGACAAAUGACAAGAAGGGAAAACAAUAAGACACCGUUUUUGAAGUCACUUAUCAGUUGUUAAUACUGCUGAGCCGAAGAUUUUCCAAAACCCAAAGGGCGUUGCAUACAGGCGUCAUCAGAUCGACAGUUCAAGUACCAGGAUAUAUGCGCAAUGAGCAGCUCCCUGCCACCAUCUUUCCUGUCCCGACAACGGGACAGGACUCCAGAUGAUUCCGAUAUGGACCUUGUAUCAUCCAGUGACAGUCAUCCAGUGAUACAGACUUUUCAACAAAACCUUGCAAAACAACACCAUAGCUCAACCAUGUUAUCAUCAUCAGAAAGGACACACAACUCUUGUACAGCCUCACCUGGCAAAACCACAGAUUCAGCAAAAGAUUUCAGGGGGAAGAGAAGAAGACGAAAGAGAUCAUAUUCAGGGUCUAAUAAUCAUGACAGGAGACCAAGGAAAAGAAGCAGAUCCAUAUCACGCUGUAGAUCUCGAUCAAGGCGGAGAUCAUGUUCAGGGUCUAAUAAUCAUGACAGGAGACCAAGGACAAGAAGCAGAUCCACAUCACGCUGUAGAUCUCGAUCAAGGCAGAGAUCAUGUUCAAGGUCUACCUCACGUGUCAGAAGACAAAGAAGAUCACAAGAUGGAUCCCCUCCAUAUUCAGAUUCUAACCAUCAUGAAAGUCGAUGCAAACCAGUUUCAAGGCAGAGAUCACAUUCAGGAUCUAGAUUGCAUGAUAGACGAAGAAGCAGAUCAAUAUCAUGUGACAGAUCCCCUCCAAGGCAGAGAUCACAUUCAGGAUCUGACAUGCACAUAAGACGAAGAAGCAGAUCAAUAUCAUGUGACAGAUCCCCUCCAAGGCGGAGAUCACAUUCAGGAUCUAGGUUGCAUGCAAGAACAAGAAGCAGAUCAAUAUCAUGUGAUAGAUCCCCUCCAAGGCAGAGAUCACAUUCAGGAUCUAGGUCACAUUCAAGGCGAUUUAGCAGAUCAAUAUCAUAUGAUAGAUCCCCUUCAUGGCAUAGAUCAUAUUCAGGAUGUGACCUGCAGGCAACACGAAGAAGCAGAUCAGUUUCAUGCGAUAGAUCACCUGAAAGGCAGAGAUCACGUUCAGGAUCUGACAUGCACAUAAGACAAAGAAGCAGAUCAAUAUCAUGUGAUAGAUCCCCUCCAAGGCAGAUAUCGUAUUCAGGAUCUGACGUGCACACAAGACGAAGAAGCAGAUCAAUAUCAUGUGAUAGAUCCCCUCCAAGGCAGAUAUCGAUAUUCAGGAUCUAG
Messenger RNA from Haliotis rubra (blacklip abalone), 1529 nucleotides. RefSeq names its product serine/arginine-rich splicing factor 4-like. NCBI's taxonomy places the organism in Eukaryota, Metazoa, Mollusca, Gastropoda, Lepetellida, Haliotidae. The transcript is spliced from 3 exons. The record is from RefSeq and is a predicted model, not a curated record. Bases 420 to 1529 code for a protein of 369 amino acids.